AUGGCGUGCUCCAGUGGUAGUGGUGCCGACACUUCGAGUUGCAAUUGCGCCAAGUUUGUGCAGGGUGGUGUCAAUGGGACAUGCCAUUCUUGUGGUUGUCCUGUAAAUUGGCACUCGAAAGCAGCAGGAGGGACAAAAAAAGAGAAUAAGAAGUACGUUCACGUGCCUCGACCAAUGAGAUUAAGUUACUAA
Molecule: messenger RNA, 192 nt
Organism: Alternaria burnsii
Lineage: Eukaryota; Fungi; Ascomycota; Dothideomycetes; Pleosporales; Pleosporaceae
Exons: 1
Coding region: 1-192 (63 amino acids)
Source: RefSeq, a predicted model, not a curated record